UCAGCUGUCAGCUGUCACAACACAACCUAACUUGCACGUGUUGCAAAUUAAAAGAAAGUUUAUUUAAAACUAAUGAACUUUACAAAUGUGUGAAUAAAUAUCUUAUAUAAUGUUGCCUCCAAAGGACAUUGGCAAUGAAUUGCCGGGUUUCGAAGCCUCUCCAGAGGAAAUUGUAAAAAAAGAUGGACAGAGUAGCAAAAAGAAGAAAAAUUCAGGAGGCUUUCAAUCCAUGGGCUUUAGCUUUCCAGUUCUUAAAGGAAUAACCAAGAGGGGUUAUAAACAGCCCACACCAAUUCAAAGAAAAACAAUACCAAUAGCCCUUGAGAAUAAAGAUGUUGUGGCUAUGGCUCGCACGGGAUCUGGUAAAACAGCUUGUUUUGUACUUCCCAUACUUGAAAAGCUCACCUCACAAGCACAUAAAGCCAUGCCUGGCAAAAACUUAAGAGCUCUCAUUCUAUCACCUACAAGAGAAUUGGCAUUACAGACUAUUCGUUUUGUUCGUGAACUCGGUAAGUUCACUGGACUUACAUCAGCAGCAAUUUUGGGAGGAGAAUCCAUUGACAGUCAGUUUGCUAUAAUGUCUGGUAAUGUACCUGAUAUUGUUGUGGCUACUCCAGGUAGAUUCCUACAUAUCUGCAUUGAGAUGAACCUCAAAUUAGACAAUAUCAAGGUUGUAGUAUUUGAUGAAGCAGACAGGCUAUUUGAGCUUGGUUUCGGAGAACAAUUGCAAGAAAUAGUCGCAAGAUUACCCACAAGUCGGCAAACAUUACUUUUUUCUGCUACACUACCUAAAAUGCUUGUCGAAUUCGCCAGAGCUGGCCUAACCGAUCCAGUGUUGAUACGAUUGGACGUUGAUUGGAAAUUGCCAUCAACGCUUUGGCUUGGUUGGAUUUAUGUGAGAGCUGAAUUGAAAACGGCAGCACUGUUGCUUUUACUGGAUAGAGUGUUGACUCCCAACACUCCACAGGCAGUUGUGUUUGCUGCCACUAAACAUCAUGUGGAAUAUUUACAUUUAAUACUUCAACAAGCAGGCAUUACCUCAACCUAUGCUUACUCAGGACUUGACCCAUCGGCCAGAAAGAUAGCUCUCGGCAAGUUCACUAAUAAGAAAUGUUCAGUGCUCAUUGUCACUGACGUAGCUGCCAGAGGGCUGGACUUGCCGUCCCUGGACACAGUCAUCAACUAUAACUUCCCAGCUAAACCGAAGUUGUUUGUACAUAGAGUUGGUCGCAGUGCUCGUGCCGGGAGAGCCGGGCGUGCGUUCUCGUUGGUGGCCGCUGAGGAACUGGCGCAUCUGCUGGAUUUGCAACUUUUCCUUGGAACUGAUCUGAUACUACCCAAUCAGGUAAAAGAGAUCGGCACAGACUGCCCCAGUGGGGUUUGGGGUUCAAUGCCAAUUAGUUUGCUGGAACUCAGACACCAAGACGUCAUGGCGUGGGAGAAAAAUAACUCCGAAAUUAUAGAUGCCAGUCGAGUGUGCGGCCGAGGUUGGCAACAAUACAUAAAAUGGCGGGAACCAGCAUCAGCAGAUGCGAACAAACGUGCGAAACAGUUAAACCCGCCCACCGCGCCGCACCCCUUCGUCAUCGACCAAUCAGAACAGGCCGCUGACGAGCUCGUCGAACAGAUAAAGAACUUUCGACCUAAAGGCACGAUAUUAGAGCUUACGGGACGCAAUGAUUCUCCAAUGUACCUCGCUAUGAAAGCCAAGAGGCGCGUUCACGGCAAAACAGUUCAAAAGACCAGAAACAAUAAGGAUGGACAGGGUGAAUUACAAGAGAGCUCGAAUCAAAAUGCAUCGGAAAGUCCAGAAAAGAACAGAAAGAAAAGGAAGGCAGUAGUCCGCGAUGAGAACUAUAUACCUCACUUUGCAAGCGACCAACACACUGAAACUGGUAUGUCAGUAAACUUCGCGAGUAAUGCUGCGCAAGCGCAACUGGACGUGGUCGCGGACUGCGGCGACGGGGCGCGAGCCAACCGCGCGCAGCUGCGCUGGGAC
Zerene cesonia (dogface butterfly) is the source of this 1999-nucleotide messenger RNA. Its product is annotated as ATP-dependent RNA helicase DDX54. The transcript has 11 exons. Lineage: Eukaryota; Metazoa; Arthropoda; Insecta; Lepidoptera; Pieridae. The record is from RefSeq and is a predicted model, not a curated record. Gene Ontology annotation, molecular function: ATP binding; RNA helicase activity; nucleic acid binding. The annotation marks the transcript as partial.